Molecule: messenger RNA, 3867 nt
Organism: Marmota monax (woodchuck)
Lineage: Eukaryota; Metazoa; Chordata; Mammalia; Rodentia; Sciuridae
Gene: Dlg3
Product: discs large MAGUK scaffold protein 3
Exons: 19
Coding region: 340-2847 (835 amino acids)
Biological process (GO): chemical synaptic transmission
Cellular component (GO): neuromuscular junction; neuron projection; postsynaptic density membrane
Molecular function (GO): kinase binding
Source: RefSeq, a predicted model, not a curated record
CACUCAGAUCCAUCCUGGGGACCAGAGCAGAAGCGGUCCUCAUUGCACCCAGUCUCUGCUUGGGCUCCCGCUUCUUCUUUGCCGCUGGGCCUUGGCCCAGAAGCCAAGACGGGCGACACGGAGCCGCCAGUGCUGGAGGGGGAGCCAUGGGUGCGGGGCAGCGUGGGGGCAGAGGCCCCCGGACGCCCUCCCGGCCCCAGGCCCCGCUCUGCCCGGGCGCCCCCGCGGGUGCCCCCCCCUUCCUGGUCCGAGCAGUGUGAGUGUGCCCGGGAGCCCGGCGGCGGCGGCGGAGUGGAAACUGGCGUGGGCUGGGGGGUCCGAGCUGCGGGGGGCAGUGCCAUGCACAAGCACCAGCACUGCUGUAAGUGCCCCGAGUGCUAUGAAGUGACCCGCCUGGCCGCCCUGCGGCGCCUCGAACCUCCUGGCUACGGGGAUUGGCAGGUGCCCGACCCCUAUGGGCCAGGUGGGGGUAAUGGGGCCAGCUCCGGUUAUGGGGGCUACAGCUCGCAGACCCUGCCCUCACAGGCAGGGGCCACCCCCACUCCUCGCACCAAGGCCAAGCUCAUCCCCACCGGCCGGGAUGUGGGGCCAGUGCCCCCUAAGCCAGUCCCAGGCAAGAGCACCCCCAAACUCAACGGCAGUGGCCCCAGCUGGUGGCCUGAGUGCACCUGUACCAACCGGGACUGGUAUGAGCAGGUGAAUGGCAGUGAUGGCAUGUUCAAAUAUGAGGAGAUAGUACUCGAACGGGGCAACUCUGGCCUGGGCUUCAGUAUUGCAGGUGGCAUCGACAACCCCCAUGUCCCUGAUGACCCUGGAAUCUUUAUUACCAAGAUCAUCCCUGGUGGAGCAGCUGCCAUGGAUGGAAGACUAGGGGUGAAUGACUGUGUUCUGCGGGUGAAUGAGGUGGACGUGUCGGAGGUGGUGCACAGCCGGGCCGUGGAGGCGUUGAAGGAGGCAGGUCCUGUGGUGCGGUUGGUGGUGCGGAGGCGACAGCCCCCACCCGAGACCAUCAUGGAGGUCAACUUGCUCAAAGGGCCCAAAGGCCUGGGUUUCAGCAUUGCUGGGGGCAUUGGCAACCAGCACAUCCCGGGAGACAACAGCAUCUACAUCACCAAGAUCAUUGAGGGGGGAGCUGCUCAGAAGGAUGGACGCCUACAGAUUGGGGACCGGCUGCUGGCGGUGAACAACACCAAUCUACAGGAUGUGAGGCACGAGGAAGCUGUGGCCUCACUGAAGAAUACAUCUGAUAUGGUCUAUCUGAAAGUGGCCAAGCCAGGCAGUCUCCACCUCAACGACAUGUACGCUCCCCCUGACUACGCCAGCACUUUUACCGCCUUGGCUGACAACCACAUAAGCCAUAAUUCCAGCCUGGGUUAUCUCGGGGCUGUGGAGAGCAAGGUCAGCUACCCGGCUCCUCCUCAGGUCCCCCCCACUCGCUACUCUCCUAUCCCCAGGCACAUGCUGGCCGAGGAGGACUUCACCAGAGAGCCCCGCAAGAUCAUCCUACACAAAGGCUCUACAGGCCUAGGUUUCAACAUCGUAGGAGGAGAGGAUGGAGAAGGCAUUUUUGUCUCCUUCAUCCUGGCAGGAGGCCCAGCCGACCUGAGUGGGGAGCUGCGCAGGGGAGACCGGAUCUUAUCGGUAAAUGGAGUGAACCUGAGGAAUGCAACUCAUGAGCAAGCUGCAGCUGCUCUGAAACGGGCUGGCCAGUCAGUCACCAUUGUGGCCCAGUACAGACCUGAAGAGUACAGUCGCUUUGAAUCGAAGAUACAUGACUUGCGAGAACAAAUGAUGAACAGCAGCAUGAGUUCUGGGUCAGGGUCCCUCCGAACAAGUGAGAAGAGGUCCUUGUAUGUCAGGGCCCUGUUUGACUAUGAUCGGACUCGGGACAGCUGCCUGCCAAGCCAGGGGCUUAGUUUUUCUUAUGGUGACAUUCUACAUGUCAUUAAUGCCUCUGAUGAUGAGUGGUGGCAGGCAAGGCUGGUGACCCCACAUGGAGAGAGUGAGCAGAUUGGCGUAAUCCCCAGUAAGAAGAGAGUGGAAAAGAAAGAGCGAGCUCGAUUGAAAACUGUGAAGUUCCAUGCCAGGACAGGGAUGAUUGAGUCUAAUAGGUCGAUCAAAACGAAACGUAAAAAGAGUUUCCGCCUCUCUCGAAAGUUUCCAUUUUACAAGAGCAAAGAAAACAUGGCCCAGGAGAGCAGCAUACAGGAACAAGGACAAGAAGAUGCUAUUUUGUCAUAUGAGCCAGUGACAAGGCAAGAAAUUCACUACGCAAGGCCUGUGAUCAUCUUGGGUCCAAUGAAAGACCGAGUCAAUGAUGACCUGAUCUCUGAGUUUCCACAUAAAUUUGGAUCCUGUGUGCCACAUACCACCCGGCCUCGGCGUGAUAAUGAGGUGGAUGGACAGGACUACCACUUUGUGGUGUCCCGAGAACAAAUGGAAAAGGAUAUUCAGGACAACAAAUUCAUUGAGGCGGGCCAGUUCAACGAUAAUCUGUAUGGGACCAGCAUCCAGUCAGUGCGGGCAGUUGCAGAGAGGGGCAAACACUGCAUCUUAGAUGUUUCCGGCAAUGCUAUCAAGAGACUGCAGCAAGCACAACUUUACCCCAUUGCCAUUUUCAUCAAGCCCAAGUCCAUUGAAGCACUUAUGGAAAUGAAUCGACGGCAGACAUAUGAACAAGCAAAUAAGAUCUAUGACAAAGCCAUGAAACUGGAGCAGGAGUUUGGAGAAUACUUUACAGCCAUUGUACAGGGUGACUCACUGGAAGAGAUUUAUAACAAAAUCAAACAAAUCAUUGAGGACCAGUCUGGGCACUACAUUUGGGUCCCAUCCCCUGAAAAACUCUGAAGAAUCCCCUCCAACCAUUCUCUUGUGAACAGAAGAAAUCAAGUCCCUCUUCCCUCCUCCCUCUUCAUUCCUGUCCCCAUGGGGAGAACAAAUGACUACUGUUCUUGUCCCAUUUUUUAGAUAUGUCAAAAAAAAUUGAGUUUUCUAGUCCUGUUCUUUUUUUUUUUAAUUUUUGUUUUGUUUUCAUUUAUUUUUUGGGAUGAUGCCAUCUCACUCAUCAUGUGACUGUGCCCAUUCCUGCAUGGACCUUUCCCAAGCACUAUCACAGGUGCAAAUCCGUCAGAGCCAUUGUUUUCAUAAAAACCAAGCAGAAGAGAAGAGAGGAGGACUGAUGGAAAGACAGACUCUGGACAGCUGCAUGGCUUGUGAAGUGAGCUAAAUGCAGCAUAUGAUGAGGUGCUCCUGGGCACUUCUCCCCAUCUGUACUGCUGUCUUGCAGCUCUGAACAGUGCAACGUAAUGGCAACAGGAAGUAUCUUAUUUAUAUAUAGAUAUAUAUAUGUAAUUUAUAUAAAAUAUAUAGAAAUUAUUAUAUAUAUAUAUUAUACACUCUCCUAUAAUAUAUAUAUAUAUAUAUUCACACACAUUGGGACUAGAAAAUCUAUGGAGACUUCGUCAAUGGUACUAUGUUAUUAGAGAAACGCUUUAAUUUUCAUAUUCCAAUCAGAUGGCAUCUUAUAUCCCACCUGGUUGAGAAGGGUUUGAGAAUGGUAGAAAGUUCUGUACGGAGGGCAUGCACACUUGGUCAUUCUCUUGAGAGCUAAGGCUUACUCUUGGCAGGGUCAGCCUGAGGCCUGAGAGAAAGGGCUUUGGCCUGGGAGCGUGAAGUUUGGAGACUUGACCUGAGAGCAGCUGCUGCCCUGAGGUUCAGUCAGUCCUGUGUGCGGAGAGAGAGAGAGAGAGAAUGGCUAAUGAUGCUCCAUAUAAAAUUGCCUAUUGUUUUAUGCCACCUGAUGUGUCUGCAUGAGAGGUUUCCUUUUUGUUCAUUUUUAAGCUGCUGUUAAACCAAAAUCAUGUUGUG